CAAAAAUACAGCUCUCCCCGUCCCUAGUAUCAAUCAAAUCCUCCCCUUCCAUCACUUUGAGCUUUUCCGAUAAUAGUCUGAAUCCCAGGUUCGAAUUUUGUGAUCUGAUUCGGGAACAUUUGGCAUUUGAACUAUACAUGCUUUGGAUUCUGUAAUGGGCUUGAGCAAAACUGAAGUGAACUUGAGAAGGUUACUUGCAGCAGCUUCACAGCAACAAAAUCAGGGAAAGCUUGUACAUUAUGUGGCCACUUUAAGAGAGCAACUGGAGCAAUUGGCUGAAGAGAGGACUCCUGAAGGGUUGCCAAGGGUAUCAAAAGCUCAGUUAAAUGAAUAUUCUGAGAAAAUUGAAGCUGUAGCAGCUAAGUUAGACGUCACUGAGUCCAGUACUCAAGUUAAUCAGGAGCCUUCAUUUGACACCAAGGUCAGAGAAUCCCCUACCACAUCUGACGGAGAAAAUAUUCAGUCUCCCAGAGGGUUGAGAAGGAGAAUUUUACCCCCGUCAGCAGAUAAAUCCCCCAGUAGGAUCAAGGACAGUAAUAAUUCGAAGUCAGUAAAACUGGACGCUGCAGCACAUGCUCAUAUUGAGAAACACAGACAACUACAAGAAGAUUUGACGGAUGAAAUGGUUGGUUUGGCACGACAACUCAAAGAGAGUAGCCUUAUGAUGAGUCAGUCCAUAAAAAAUACCGAGAAGGACCAAACUGUUAUCAUUCUUACCAAUAUGGAGUAUUAUUGAUCAUGGAAUUUCACUUUAAACUGAAGAUACUCGACUCAACUGAGAAAGCAGUUGAGCAGAGCUUGGCGAGCACUGGACAUGCAAACACUCGGGCAAUGGAGGUUUAUUCGCAGAGUCUGAAAACAACGUGAUUUACAUGGCUGCUGAUCUUCGCCAUGACUUGUGUAUUCGUCAUGGUUGUACUCCUUAUUCGUGUUACUUAGGAUUAAGGUAAACCUUUUAUCCCAGCUGUAGAAUGUAAUUGAUUUUUUUUUAAAAAUAAUGUGAAUAUGAAUUUGAUUGAGGUCUCAUGGUAAGAUGGUUUUGUAUAAUAUUUUGGGAACUCCUUUUUUUU
Molecule: messenger RNA, 1070 nt
Organism: Salvia hispanica
Lineage: Eukaryota; Viridiplantae; Streptophyta; Magnoliopsida; Lamiales; Lamiaceae
Source: RefSeq, a predicted model, not a curated record